Cladocopium goreaui is the source of this 2040-nucleotide messenger RNA. The record is from the annotation of a GenBank genome assembly. Lineage: Eukaryota; Dinophyceae; Suessiales; Symbiodiniaceae.
AUGCCUGUCUUGAAGGAGGAUGGACAGGAUGGGCUGGACAAGGAAUGGCUCUUGCGGGUUCUUGACAGCAGGUUUCGGGAACAAGAACAUGCUAUCCAGCAAAUGUUGGACCGCUCCCUUCUUCAGCUGGAGCUGAGCGAUGACAUUGGCGUCACAACCUCCGAAAAGUUCGCGGUUCAAACCUCCUGUCACUCUGCUGCGGAUGGCAACUUUGUGAAGGAACCCAACUUAAUUCCCUUCACCAUGGCCCCGGAGACGCAAGCCGCCACACCAACCAUAGCGGCGGACUUGGAGGCUGCAAAAAUCCAGGAGAAGAUCGGCUCCAAAUCGGUUUCGAGGAAGGGCCUAGAUUUGGGAUCCAGCAAGCGACUGAAGUCCUUUGUCCACGGGCCCUUGGAUGUUGCUAUGGCUGUGUUGGUUUGCAUCCACCUCUUCUUCAUGGUGGCGUUGAUCGAGUUGGAGGAAGGUGACUCCAGGUUCUCCUUGGGAUUGUCAUCCGAGCCAAGCGACGCGAGCAACUGGUCGGAGUUUUUCCAAAUUUCUGAGUACGUCUUCUUCUGCAUCUACUUGUUUGAUGUCGUGAUUCGCAUCUAUGCCCUCCGGUGGGGAUGGUGCAUUGAUCCUUUCGGAGGGCUAAUGUUCAUGAAUAUCUUCGAUGCCUUGUUGGUGGUUCUGGGUGCCUUCGACCUCUUUUUGCUUCCCUUGAUGUUUGGCAUGCAGCAGGAUAGCCACACCCGAAGCAUGCGGGUGGUGAAGCUGUUGAGGAUGGUCCGCACCCUAAGGAUCGUGAAAACCGUUGCGGCGUUCCGCCAGGUGCGCGUUCUCAUUGCAUCAUGCAUGGCCAGUGUGGGUGCCUUGGGGUGGUCUAUGGUGCUUCUGUUUGUCAUGCAGCUCUCAUUUGCCCUGGUCAUUUGUCAAUCUUUGCAAGGAUUCAUCCAGGAUGACAAAGCUGACUAUGAUGCCCGCCUACAGCUCUAUGGCUUGUAUGGAAGCUUCUUCCGAGCCUUGUACACGAUGUAUGAAAUCACCUAUAGCGGGGGGUGGCCUGCAGUUGUGAGACCAGUCAUUGAGAAGGUCAGCCCUUGGUAUGCAGUUCCUUUCCUGCUUUACGUUGCUUUGGUGGUGUUCGCCGUGAUCAGAAUUGUAACUGCGUUGUUCCUCAAGGAGACGCUUGAAACCACCGCCCAUGAUGCUGAAAUUGCCAUUGAAAACCACCUGCAUGCCGGGAGCAGAUUCAGUGACAAACUCAAGACUCUGUUCCGGGCAUUUGAUUCAGAUGGUGACGGCGUGCUUACGCCACAGGAGUGGGAAUCAGCUUUGACAGUCCCCUAUAUCCAGCAUUACCUGCAUGUUUUAGAUGUACGUAUCGCGGACUGCCGCCGCAUCUUUGGCAUUUUGGACGAUGGCGAUGGCAAAAUCACGAUUUCUGAGUUUUGCGAUGGGCUAAAGCGUGUCCAAGGCCAAGCUCGGGCUGUUGAUAUGGUGGUUUUGCAGAAUGCCACCGAAAAAGUGAUGAGGGAGUGCAAGGCGAUCCGUCAGGCACUUGCGGGGCAUCAUUGCAACGCCCAAGGUUUGCAGGGCAGCUGGGAAUGCUUUGAUGGUUUUCAGGGCACAAUGCGAGCUCCUACCUGGGUUGGCAGUUGCAUCACCUUUGAGUUUCUGGAGGAGACUGACCCUGAUGGACAGGAGCGCACGACAUUGUCUGGCAGCUGCCGCAUGUCUUUCGCAGAAGGCACCGGGCAAGCGAUGAGUCUCACCUUCCGUGCGGAGCCAGAAGCCAGCCAAAGUAAGGAGGGCCACAUGGAACUCUUCGUGGGUUCUUUGGGGCAAGGCCAGCCGUGCUUCUGGCAACGUGGACAUGCAGAGCAUCCAGCAACCCCGAAUUUGCCCGCACAGCUACCACCACUGGUUCUAGUGCUUACCAUGGGCAUGUUCUUCGGGAGUGGCCCCACAGCUUCGCCCACUGCCAUCCCGCUGGGCUUACCAUCACUGGAGGAAGCCUCCAGGAACGUCUUGCAGAAUGAUGCGAGCUUCAGUUAA